Messenger RNA from Lonchura striata (white-rumped munia), 1772 nucleotides. Lineage: Eukaryota; Metazoa; Chordata; Aves; Passeriformes; Estrildidae. The record is from RefSeq and is a predicted model, not a curated record.
UUUACAUCUUAGUAUGCAUUUAAAAUCGUGACUUCUUUCUGAACUCCUAGGGAUAUGGAAAAAUUCAAGAUCCCACAACAGGUCCCUAAUUAUUCUAACUGGUUGCAACAGAUAGGAAUGUGAUUCAUCAUGAGUGAAAUUUAUGCUGCCACUGGGAGUGGCAAUGAUUUUAUAUCCCAUUGCUCCAGAAGCUCCGUCAAGAAGCUUGAGUGUCAAGUUGACACCGUCAAUACUGAGGAGAAGGUCAUCACAGUGCCACAAUGUGCUCUCUCAGUGCAGCCAAUGCCAAGUUCUGUCUUGACUUUUUCAGAGAGCUAAACAAAAGAAAAAGAAAUGAAAACAUCUUCUUCUCCCCAUUAAGUCUGUCAGCUGCCUUUGGAAUGGUUGUCCUUGGAGCCAGGGGCAGCACACUCGAGCAGAUUGAGAAGGUCUUUCAUUUCAGAGAAGUUUUGAGCAGUACGAGACAGAGAAACAGAUACCCUUCUCAGCAGUGUGAAGAAGAUGAAGGAGUCCAUUCCCAGUUCCAGGCUCUGCUGGCUGAAGUCAGUGAACCUGGACCAGGCUGCUGUCUCACCAUUGCCAACAGGCUCUUUGGAGAAAUUACUUAUCCAUUCUUCCAGCAAUACUUGGAUUCCACAAAGAAAUUCUAUCGAGCAGAACUGGAACCAGUAAAUUUUAAAUACACUGAAGAAGAAGUCAGAGACAAAAUUAACUUCUGGGUUGAAAAUGAAACAAAAGGUAAAGUUAAAGACCUAUUUGCUGCUGGUUUUAUUGAUCCCUCUACUGUACUUGUCCUGGUCAAUGCUAUAUAUUUUAAAGGAAAGUGGGCAGUAGAAUUUAAGAAAGAAGACACUAAGGAAGCAUAUUUCCACCUGAACAAGAAUGAGAAAAGGAAAGUGCAGAUGAUGUUUCAAGAAGGCUAUUUUAACAUGGCCAUCAUAGAGGAACUGAAAACAAAAGUCAUAGAGCUCCAAUACUUCAAUAAUGAACUGAGCAUGUUCAUUCUUCUUCCUGAAGAUGACUGUGAGGACUUUACUGGCCUACAACAGCUUGAAUGUGCCCUCACCUAUGAAAAGCUCACAGAAUGGACCAGCUUGGCUAUGAUGGAACCACUGAGAGUGAAGGUGUUCCUGCCCCAGUUCAAGAUGGAGGAAAGUUAUGUUCUCAACAACACUCUCCAGGAGAUGGGAGUAAUGAAUGUUUUUGACUGGGGAAAAGCUGAUUUGUCAGGAAUCUCUAUGAAAGAUGGCUUGGCUGUGUCCAAGGCCAUCCAGAAGACAAUUGUGGAAGUCAAUGAAGAGGGCACUGAAGCAGGUUGUUCCAUGGGGCUUCUUGCAAUGCCUCUGUGUUGCCCAAUAACUUGUGAGUUCAGAGCUGAUCAUCCAUUCCUCUUCUUCAUCAGACACAACCAAACCAACACCAUUCUCUUUUUUGGAAGAUAUUCCUCUCCCUAAGUGGAGGUUAUAUUGGAAAUUAGAUCUUUCUCCCCACUUACAUCCCAACUGGGAAACAAUAAGCAUAAAAGACAAAACAAAAUACAUUUCUCUAGACUUUAUCCUAAAGUCUAGUUUGCUGUAAAUAAAAAGAUUACCUGAGAAGACCCAAAUUAAAGAUAAAACCCUAAACCCCAUGAAUCUUAGGCAUAUUUUACUUUUAGAAGACCUCAUGAAAAUGAUAUCUACCUUAAAAUUCACUAUGAGGUAUUUACCAAAAUGCUGUAGUCCUCUAGAGGUAUCUUCAAAUAAAAUUUUACUUGAGCCUUUCCAAAUGCA